GAGGAGAGACUUCAGCAUGCAAACCUUCGUCCGUCCGGCUUGCGCCCUCUUUUUCUUUCCACACUGCUGGUCUUCAGAUGGCUGCUCCAAUGCCCCAUACGCACCAGCAGUACAGUGACCGCCACCAGCCAAGCACUGACCAAUCUGUUACGGUCUUACCGUACAGCGACCAGACACCACAGCUCACUGCCAAUCAGAGGCACAUGCCCCAGUGCUUUCGUGACCCAACUUCAGCUCCCCUGAGGAAGCUCUCCAUUGACCUUAUCAAAACAUAUAAACACAUCAAUGAGGUGUAUUAUGCAAAAAAGAAGCGACGGCACCAACAGGGUCAGGGUGAAGACUCCAGUCACAAAAAGGAGAGGAAGGUCUUCAAUGAUGGCUAUGACGAUGAUAACUAUGACUACAUCGUCAAGAAUGGGGAGAAGUGGAUGGACCGCUACGAGAUUGAUUCCUUGAUAGGAAAAGGGUCAUUUGGACAGGUUGUGAAAGCCUAUGACCGCGCAGAGCAGGAAUGGGUUGCCAUUAAGAUCAUCAAGAACAAGAAAGCUUUUCUCAAUCAAGCCCAGAUUGAAGUGCGCCUCCUAGAGCUCAUGAACAAACAUGAUACCGAGAUGAAAUACUAUAUAGUUCACCUCAAGCGUCACUUCAUGUUCCGGAACCACCUCUGCCUCGUGUUUGAGAUGCUUUCAUAUAACCUGUAUGACCUACUGCGAAAUACUAACUUCCGCGGCGUCUCGCUCAACCUCACCCGGAAGUUUGCCCAGCAGCUAUGCACGGCGCUGCUCUUCCUGGCCACGCCUGAGCUCAGCAUCAUCCACUGUGACCUGAAGCCUGAGAACAUCCUCUUGUGUAACCCCAAGAGAAGUGCCAUCAAAAUAGUGGACUUUGGCAGCUCAUGCCAACUGGGACAGAGGAUAUACCAAUACAUCCAGAGUCGCUUCUACCGUUCCCCAGAAGUGCUGCUGGGAAUGCCCUAUGACCUGGCCAUCGAUAUGUGGUCCCUGGGCUGCAUCUUGGUGGAAAUGCACACUGGAGAACCUCUCUUCAGUGGAGCCAAUGAGGUGGACCAGAUGAACAAAAUAGUCGAGGUUCUUGGUAUCCCGCCUAAUCACAUAAUGGACCUAGCCCCUAAAGCCAGGAAGUUCUUUGAGAAGCUAUCGGAUGGUACAUGGAGUGUUAAGAAGACCAAAGAUGGCAAAAGGUAUAAGCCUCCAGCCUCGCGGAAGCUCCACUCCAUCCUGGGUGUGGAGGCAGGGGGUCCAGGUGGCCGGCGGGCGGGGGAGUCUGGCCACGCUGUUGCUGACUACUUGAAGUUCAAGGACCUGAUCCUCCGGAUGCUGGACUAUGACCCCAAGAGCCGCAUCCAGCCCUACUAUGCCCUGCAGCACAGCUUCUUUAAGAAGACUGCGGAUGAGGGGACCAAUACAAGCAGCAGCGUGUCCACAAGCCCUGCACUGGAGCAGUCCCAGUCUUCAGGAACCACCUCCAGCACCUCCUCUAGUUCAGGAGGGUCAUCUGGGACGAGUACUAGUGGCAGAGCGAGGUCAGACCCUACCCAUCACCACUUGCACAGUGGAGGGCACUUCGGCACGGCCAUGCCUGCCAUCGAUGGUGACAGCCUCUGCCCACAGGCAAGACAGCCUUACCCCCCUCCGCUGGUGUGGGGAGGUGGCGUUGGACCAGAGUCAGUCACUGGAGAGACCCACCCAGUUCAGGAGACCACCUUCCAUGUUCCCCCUCAGCACCCUAAGGCCCUGCAUCCCCACUCACACCCUCAUCACCAUCACGGGCAGAUGAUGGCUACACGCCCACGCCCACGCCACUACACCUCCCCAACACACAGCUCCUCGACACAGGACUCCAUGGAGGUGGUUCAUGGCCAUCUGUCCAUGACCUCCCUGUCUUCCUCUGCCUCCUCUUCCUCUACAUCGUCCUCUUCCACUGGGAACCAUGGCAACCAGGCCUACCAGCUCCGCCACUUGCCCGCUGGUGCCCUUGACUUCGGUCAGAAUGGUGGGCUGAGCAUGGGGCUGGGUGCCUUCUCAAACCCACGGCAGGAGACUGGCAUGGCAGCACACCCUGCAUUUCCCAUGGGCACGAACACAGGGCCUGCCCACUACCUAGCAGAAGGCCACCUGGGCAUGAGGCAGGGUAUGGACCGGGAGGAGUCUCCAAUGACUGGAGUGUGUGUGCAGCAGAGUUCUAUGGCCAGCUCGUGACUGCACUGACAUUUGGCUGUGUGUUCCCCCUGUGCGUCAUUUUUAAGGUGGUGUUUUUUACUACAAGGUGUGUUGAGAACAAAAGCUGCUCACGUCAGAAGGGAGAUAUCACUGAACCGCUAUUACAGAGAAAAACCUUUGUUAAAAAGUAUAUAUGUAAUUUUCAUCAGUUUUUCUUUUGCAAUCAUUAGGCACAAAAUAAUACUGCGGAAUAACCAUAGUAAGAUUGAGACAUUCAUCUUAUCAUUUCACCAAUUUCAUGUAACCACCAAGUAAUCACCAUAUGGUAUUAUGUGGCAAAUGUUCUGAGGAGCAUUUCAGAGUGAAGUUUGAAGCUGUUUUACAGGUAGCUGUCAGUGAUGAAAUGCUUGGCAUCCUCUUUCGGUUCAAACCGUGGAAUGCCUGACAAUACUGUUCCACUGGUUAUUAAUUAUUUUGCCCUUUUUUAAGUGAAAUUUCACGUAAAAGCUGCUUGUAAAUCCUGUAGCUUGACAAUGAGGGGAAGUGUUUGCGGUGAUAUUUCUUGUUGGUCGGUAUUGUGCAACUCUGUAAAAGGGGAGCACAUAGCAGUGGAGUCCCUAUAGCGUGUGCUGGCCGGGUGGAGAGGAGACCCCGCGGGUGGAUACUGUCACCGGCUGGGUUGGGGGAUAGGGAAGCACCACCCCUCAGGCCUAGAGGUCCCGUAGUCCUGCAAGCUGCGACGGGGCCUGGCACAGACGAGAGCAGCAGUGGGCUCGGGAGACGAAAGGAUCCAGCCCAGUGAGAGGAAAACAGUCAGUGGCUGGUUCUUAGAUAACCCUUUGGCCUUAUGACUCAUGGACUUGGAAAUGGAAUGGAGCUGGACAUUAUCAUUUGAAUUAAGAUGGCUUUUCUCUAUUUUUCUCUCUAGACAGCCCUUAAUUCUUUAAGGAAAUUAAAACAACAUAGAAAAAGUAAACAAGAAUGGUAAUUUGAGGCCUUUCUCUACAAAGAUUUCUUCUUCAGCAGGGCCCCACAUAACAGGGUCUUAUUGUACACAACAACCUCCUAAACAUUACUUCCUUGAAAAUCUUAUUCACUGAUUAAGGAUUUUCCAGUGGAAAGAACUAUCUAUUCCAGAGUCUACCCUUUUAUGUUUUUGUUACUUUUCCCUUUUGCAUGUAGUUCCUCAUCAGAACCACCUGCACAAGUCUCUCCAUCCAAAACAUGGAAACUGAAGAAAAAAAAAUGAGUUAAGUGACUGCCUUUUUUCUCCUCAAAUUAUGCUGUGAAUUUUACAAGAAUUUAUUUUCCCUUUGGAUAUGUUUUUAUACCAAAGCAGUUGUUUUAUAGCAUAUAGGUGUCUGUAACCAAUAAUGUAGCAGUUCACCACUUUUGACGCAAAGUUUAUUAAGAUCUUAUUUUAACGUCAAUACAAAACAGCUGCAAUAUAUUACUUUAGCAAAACUGGAGACCGUUGUUGAGACCGUUGGCUAUUGUGUAUUCUGGCCAGAUUUGUUUGCAAUGUUUUACCAAAACUGUUUCCAUAUUAAUUGGUAGAUUAUUUUGGGAGUCUUUUAAAACUUUGGUAUGUUAGAGAAUUUGGUAGUUACUCUGCAGGCUCCGGAGUAGCAAGAUAGAAGCUGAUGGUUUAAAAAAAAAAAAAAAAAAAGAAAAAAAAAGAAAAAAAGAAGAAAAAAAAAGAGACUAAUGCGUUCUAUUUCUGUGUCGUCGUUUUUCUUUUGCCCCCAUCAUACUAUUUCAAAGGGUUUUGCUGCCUUUCAUACAUCAUUUGGUCAACUCGCUAGUUUCUGCCAUGAAACAAGACUUUAUAUCAUUGUCCUGGCAGGGUAAGGAUAAUUGUGGCAAAUCAGAAUUUGUUUUGAAUGGUAUUGUUCUGAUUUGGUAGGGCAGAUCCCCAUGAUUGUUGUCCUAUUCAAAGGGAAAGGGUGCCCGUCAGCCCACAAUCACAUGCUUGGCUUAGGCAGACAUGCAUGUCCCAACAUUACAGUAACCAGAUUUUUUUUCUUUUUCUUUUUUUCUUUCUUUUUUCUUUUUCUUUUUCUUUUUAAAUUUUUUUUGUAUCAGGGAUUUUGAAGUGCUUUUCUUUUUCUGUUGCUCAUUUUAUCAACUUUGAAAUUACAAAAAAAGGAAAAAAAGAAAAAAAAAACAAACAAACAAAAAAAAAACCUGCCCGCAACAACCUUUCAGAUUGAGGGCAGGGCACAGGUCAUUUUCUUGUCAGUUCAGAGAAACUAUCAUAAGGAGAAAUCAUGCUUGGUAUUUCCACAAACACAAAUGCAAAGCUACCUAUAAUGAGAUUGGGGUUUUAUCUGGAUGUCAAGGUUAAUUGCAAAUUUGCAAUCAUUUUUCAUAACCCACAGAAUUUGAGACAUUCAGAAAUAGCCAGUUGUUUUAUUACUGGCACUCAUACUGGUACUAAACAUUCCAAAAUAAAGACUGAGAAAAAAAAAAUUGACUGCAGUGACUCGUAAGUGUGCGCCUAUUUCAGAUCAUGCUGAUUGACCUCUUAUUUAGAGCAGUUGUCAUGAAAUGCAGCCCCUUUUUAAUAGUUGAAAUAGAAUUUAUGUAUAUAUUUAUAUUUUUUUAAUAAAGGAAGUAUAGAACUCACUACCUUGCUCCUGCUGGUAUGUUGAUUAUGUUUGUCAAUUUGGUGACCAUUCAGUGGGCAGGAACUCCUGUUUUCUUAGUGGCAAAACCUUGCCUUUUGGCAAAGGUACUUGACUACAUCAGGACAACACUAUGAGGUAGGGUUUGAAUCAAACAGGGAAAGCUAGAUCUUCAAACCUUAAUAAUAAUCACAGGGUAUAUUGUAAGUGCAUGUACAUCACAAACCUUACUUUUUGGUUAUAUGAGAAGCACAUGGUUGAAAAAAAAAUGGUUACAUUUUCCAUAAGCCUGUUAAGUUUGUGGGUUUUACACAAACGAGUAUACUUGUUAACAUUAUAUCUAACACCCAACAGAAAUCAAAAGUCCUCUUAUUUAAUUUGAAUAUUUUCCUUCAUUUUUGAUUUCACAUUUUAUCACUUUUUUGUACAUGCAACAUGCACUAUAGAGUUGAACAGCAUGGGGGAAAGGAUAAGUCCAUGUAUCCACAGAUUGUAAGAUCUAGUCAAGACUUUGCUGUGUUUAUGACAAUGCCCUUUGUAUUAUAUUAAGACAGUCUUAUGUAUGAUAUAUAAAAAGAAGUUAAUUGAA
Molecule: messenger RNA, 5396 nt
Organism: Myripristis murdjan (pinecone soldierfish)
Lineage: Eukaryota; Metazoa; Chordata; Actinopteri; Holocentriformes; Holocentridae
Gene: dyrk1ab
Product: dual-specificity tyrosine-(Y)-phosphorylation regulated kinase 1A, b
Exons: 10
Coding region: 78-2219 (713 amino acids)
Biological process (GO): peptidyl-serine phosphorylation; peptidyl-threonine phosphorylation; protein autophosphorylation
Molecular function (GO): ATP binding; protein serine/threonine/tyrosine kinase activity; protein serine/threonine kinase activity
Source: RefSeq, a predicted model, not a curated record